GUGGUGGUGGUUCUCCUCUUCCCCUGCAACCCACCACCACUCCUAUCACCACCACCCCCCUUCUCCUCCUCCUCCUCUGCUUCAUUUGUGCCUUCGGUUCCUCCCUUUCAUCAUCCUCUGCUGCUCCCUCUUCUUUGAGACCUUCCCGACCGCCACCAGCGGAUUGCCGUCCUACCUACCAGGAACCCAGGAACUGUGUGAAGAACUAGAGAGAGAGAGGGGAGGGGAAGGGGGAGGAAGAGAGAUGGCUGAUAAGUCGGUGGACAUGGAGGCUGUCCUCAAGGAGGCCGUGGAUUUGGAGAACAUACCUUUGGAGGAGGUGUUCGAGAACCUGCGGUGCGGGCGGGAGGGCCUCACGGCCGAGCAGGCGCAGCAGCGGCUCGAAAUCUUCGGCCCCAACAAGCUCGAGGAGAAGAAGGAGAGCAAGGUCCUCAAGUUCUUGGGAUUCAUGUGGAACCCGCUUUCCUGGGUCAUGGAGGCCGCCGCCAUCAUGGCCAUCGCCCUCGCCAACGGAGGGGGGAAGCCCCCAGAUUGGCAGGACUUUGUGGGCAUCAUCACUCUGCUCGUCAUCAACUCCACCAUCAGCUUCAUCGAAGAGAACAACGCCGGUAACGCUGCAGCCGCCCUCAUGGCUCGCCUCGCCCCUAAAGCCAAGGUGCUUAGAGGUGGCAAGUGGAGCGAGGAGGAAGCGGCAAUCCUCGUCCCAGGAGACAUCAUCAGCAUCAAGCUUGGGGAUAUCAUCCCUGCUGAUGCCCGACUCCUCGGUGGAGACCCCUUGAAAAUUGAUCAGAGUGCCCUUACUGGAGAGUCUUUGCCGGUCACAAAAGGCCCAGGGGAUGGUGUAUAUUCUGGUUCAACAUGCAAACAGGGUGAGAUUGAGGCUGUCGUUAUUGCCACGGGCGUGCAUACAUUCUUUGGCAAGGCUGCCCACCUCGUGGAUUCCACAAACCAAGUUGGCCACUUCCAGAAGGUGUUGACUGCAAUUGGGAACUUCUGCAUAUGUUCAAUUGCGGUGGGAAUGUUCAUAGAGAUUAUUGUCAUGUAUCCAAUCCAGCAUCGUGCUUACCGACCUGGAAUCGACAAUCUUUUGGUUCUUCUCAUUGGAGGGAUUCCAAUAGCCAUGCCUACUGUUUUGUCAGUCACAAUGGCAAUUGGAUCUCACCGCUUAUCUCAGCAGGGAGCAAUCACAAAAAGGAUGACUGCAAUAGAAGAAAUGGCUGGAAUGGAUGUGCUAUGUAGUGACAAAACUGGAACUCUGACUUUGAACAAGUUGACUGUGGACAAGAACCUUAUUGAGGUUUUCUCAAGAGAUGUUAGCCAGGAUACUGUGAUUCUAAUGGCUGCUAGAGCCUCAAGAACUGAAAAUCAAGAUGCCAUAGACACUGCGAUAGUUGGAAUGCUUGCGGACCCAAGGGAGGCCCGUGCUGGAAUUCAAGAAGUACAUUUCCUACCGUUUAAUCCUACUGACAAGAGGACUGCUUUAACUUAUGUUGAUAGUGAGGGGAAAAUGUAUCGGGUCAGCAAAGGUGCGCCAGAACAGAUUCUAAAUCUCGCACACAAUAAGUCAGAGAUAGAGCGUAGAGUCCAUGCUGUGAUUGACAAAUUUGCAGACCGUGGGCUUCGAUCACUUGCUGUUGCAUAUCAGGAAGUUCCAGAUGGAAGGAAAGAGAGUCCAGGAGGUCCUUGGUCCUUCAUUGGUCUUAUGCCGCUUUUUGACCCCCCUAGGCAUGAUAGUGCAGAGACAAUCCGAAGGGCACUAAACCUUGGCGUGAAUGUCAAAAUGAUCACAGGUGAUCAGUUGGCAAUAGGAAAAGAAACAGGACGUCGGUUGGGAAUGGGUACAAACAUGUAUCCAUCAUCAGCUUUAUUGGGGCAAAACAAGGACGAGUCAAUUGUUGCUUUGCCAGUUGAUGAAUUAAUUGAGAAGGCAGAUGGCUUUGCUGGUGUAUUUCCAGAGCACAAGUAUGAGAUUGUUAAGCGUUUGCAAGCAAGGAAGCAUAUUUGUGGUAUGACUGGUGAUGGAGUAAAUGAUGCUCCUGCUUUAAAGAAGGCUGAUAUUGGGAUAGCAGUUGCAGAUGCAACUGAUGCAGCUCGUAGUGCUUCUGAUAUUGUUCUCACUGAGCCUGGCCUGAGUGUCAUUAUCAGUGCUGUCUUGACCAGUCGUGCGAUCUUUCAGAGGAUGAAAAAUUAUACAAUAUAUGCAGUCUCCAUCACUAUCCGAAUUGUGCUGGGAUUUAUGCUGCUUGCACUCAUAUGGAAGUUCGACUUUCCACCCUUCAUGGUCCUUAUCAUUGCGGUUCUCAACGAUGGUACCAUAAUGACCAUCUCAAAGGACAGGGUCAAACCAUCUCCUCUUCCUGACAGCUGGAAGCUGGCUGAGAUUUUUGCAACGGGAAUCAUCCUUGGUGGCUACUUAGCAAUGAUGACAGUCAUUUUCUUCUGGGCUGCAUAUGACACUGAUUUCUUCCCGAGGGUAUUCAAGGUCGAAAGCCUUGAGAAGACAACACAGGAUGACUUCCAAAAGCUUGCUUCUGCCAUCUACCUGCAAGUCAGCAUCAUCAGUCAGGCACUCAUAUUUGUGACACGAUCCCGCAGUUGGUCCUUCAUUGAGCGGCCUGGUUUGUUGCUUGUUACGGCUUUCUUGGCUGCUCAGCUGAUUGCCACACUGAUUGCGGUAUAUGCUGAUUGGGGCUUUGCUGCCAUUAAAGGCAUCGGAUGGCGCUGGGCUGGGGUCAUUUGGCUUUACAACCUCAUAUUCUACUUCCCACUCGAUAUCAUCAAAUUCUUUAUACGCUAUGCUCUGAGUGGGAAAGCUUGGGAGCUCGUCAUCGAGCAAAGGAUAGCUUUUACAAGAAAGAAGGAUUUCGGGAAGGAAGAAAGGGAACUCAGGUGGGCUCAUGCUCAGAGAACAUUGCACGGACUGCAGCCACCUGAUACCAAGUUCAGCGAGAGGUCCACUGUAACCGAACUGAAUCAGAUCGCAGAGGAAGCCAAACGGCGAGCUGAGAUUGCAAGGCUCAGGGAACUAAACACGCUGAAAGGGCAUGUGGAGUCGGUGGUGAGGCUGAAGGGCUUGGACAUCGGCACCAUUCAGCAAUCCUACACUGUCUGAGCCAACAACAACCUGCUCGUUCCAUGGAACACCGCAGUCCAUCAUCUCGCAUCGAAGUUACUGUACACCUCGAUAAUGUUCUAUGUUAGAUAGAUAGAUAUAUACCAUCUAUAUGCAUGUUUUGUUUGCUCGUACUUCCAUUCUCUCUUGCAUGAGAAAAGAAAUGGAGGUGAGGAAUCAGGUAAAAGCUAAUGUCUUCAGAAUCGUCUUAUCA
Messenger RNA from Musa acuminata subsp. malaccensis (wild Malaysian banana), 3326 nucleotides. RefSeq names its product plasma membrane ATPase 1. Gene Ontology annotation, cellular component: plasma membrane. The record is from RefSeq and is a predicted model, not a curated record. Gene Ontology annotation, biological process: regulation of intracellular pH; proton export across plasma membrane. Gene Ontology annotation, molecular function: P-type proton-exporting transporter activity; ATP binding; ATP hydrolysis activity. Lineage: Eukaryota; Viridiplantae; Streptophyta; Magnoliopsida; Zingiberales; Musaceae.